AUGAGCGAAAGGAUAAUGUGUGCCCAGCCUGUAGCUAACACCAAAGAGGUCAGGUGGCAGAAGGUCUUGUAUGAGCCACAGCCCUUUCCUGAUAACUAUGUGGAUCGGAGGUUCCUGGAAGAGCUGCGGAAAAACAUCUAUGCCCGGAAAUACCAAUAUUGGGCUGUGGUGUUUGAGUCCAGUGUGGUGAUACAGCACCUGUGCAGUGUCUGUGUUUUUGUGGUUAUCUGGUGGUAUAUGGAUGAGGGUCUUCUGGCCCUUCAGUGGCUUUUUGGGACCGGCCUGACUUCUUCACUGAUUGGCUAUGUUUUGUUUGAUCUCAUUGACGGAGGUGAAGGACGGAGGAAGAGUGGGCGGACCCGGUGGGCUGACUUGAAGAGUGCCCUAGUCUUCAUUACUUUCACAUAUGGCUUUUCGCCGGUGCUGAAGACCCUGACAGAAUUGGUCAGCACUGACACCAUCUAUGCCAUGGCAGUCUUCAUGCUGUUAGGUCACCUCAUCUUCUUUGACUAUGGUGCCAAUGCUGCCAUUGUAUCCAGCACACUGUCCUUGAACAUGGCCAUCUUUGCUUCUGUCUGCCUUGCCUCCCGCCUGCCCCGAUCCCUCCAUGCCUUCAUCAUGGUGACAUUUGCCAUCCAGAUUUUUGCCCUGUGGCCCAUGUUACAGAAGAAACUGAAGGCAUGUACGCCCCGCAGCUAUGUGGGGGUCACACUGCUCUUUGCAUUCUCAGCCUUAGGAGGCCUGCUGUCCAUCAGUGCCGUGGGAGCCAUACUCUUUGCCCUUCUGCUGGUUUCCAUCUCAUGUCUCUGCCCUUUCUACCUCAUUCGCCUGCAGCUUUUUAAAGAAAAUAUUCAUGGGCCUUAGGAUGAGGCUGAAAUCAAAGAAGAUUUGUCCAGGUUUCUCAGCUGA
Budorcas taxicolor (takin) is the source of this 909-nucleotide messenger RNA. Its product is annotated as phosphatidylinositol N-acetylglucosaminyltransferase subunit C-like. Gene Ontology annotation, biological process: GPI anchor biosynthetic process. Lineage: Eukaryota; Metazoa; Chordata; Mammalia; Artiodactyla; Bovidae. The record is from RefSeq and is a predicted model, not a curated record. Gene Ontology annotation, cellular component: glycosylphosphatidylinositol-N-acetylglucosaminyltransferase (GPI-GnT) complex; membrane.